Molecule: messenger RNA, 2490 nt
Organism: Aureobasidium musti
Lineage: Eukaryota; Fungi; Ascomycota; Dothideomycetes; Dothideales; Saccotheciaceae
Source: the annotation of a GenBank genome assembly
AUGCUCAGAUCAAGUGUUUUUCGCUACAACAUAAAGUCCCGUGUGGGCUGUCGCAGACAGCUCCACCAAGCUUCGCCAGGCCACAGCCGCUCACACAGAAGCACAACUCGUGCCGUCGCUACUAUCGUAGUUUGUGCAGGGACAUAUGCUCUGAUUUCUUCUCCCCAGAUCCUGCAUGCAGAUAGCUCUGGGAAGCCAGAGUCUGAAGACUGGUUCUCGUGGCCAGUCUUUAUCAAGAAACAGGGCUCUAAUGACCAAGAGGUGCAAUCUGGACCAACUAGCACCGGAAGUGAUGACACCCAAGCUCGACCAGGUCAGCAGGCGCCGCCGUCUCAGACCAAAGGCCACAAAGCUUCAGACAUCAGUGAGGCUCUAGAAGACUCUGAUGUAUCGGCAUGGCACACAAUGGUCGGGAGCUUCGAAACAGCCAAGGACAAUAUCGUCAAUUUUGAGAUCUCCAAACUUGGUGAGAAAAUCGCGGGCACCAUUGUACCGCGAUGGGUCAAGGUUAUACCUGGAUACAUAACCAAAUUGCAGAAUGAGCUGUCUAUGGCUCCUGGCUCCCUGGCCGAGGAAAUCUGGCACGAAGCAAAUGAUCCUGAAAUCAAUCCCGAGAUCAUGUGGGAUGCACGGGUUCGAGUAUCAGAUGAUAUCUGUAAAGAGGAGCGUGAUUUCCUCCAGAAACGGAAGUUACGCACGACUGCUGCCCUGGCCAAGUAUCUCGGUGUGCCGGAAGCAGAAAUACACCCAGCUGAUGUACCAAUCAUCGCAAUGUGUGGAUCUGGUGGCGGUCUUCGCGCCCUGGUUGCCGGCACUUCCUCAUACCUCUCUGCACACGAAGCAGGGCUGUUCGACUGUGUGACAUACACGGCAGGUGUCAGUGGUUCUUGCUGGUUGCAAACCUUGUUUUACUCUUCUGUCGGCCAACAAGAUCAUGGCCGCAUGAUCAAUCACCUCAAAAGCCGCCUCAACGUCCAUAUCGCAUAUCCUCCGGCAGCACUCUCACUUUUAAGCAGUGCACCCACCAGCAAAUAUCUCCUUAGUGGACUAGUGGAAAAGAUGAAGGGUGUACCGGAUGCCGCCUUUGGUCUCGUGGAUGUAUACGGCCUUCUCCUAGGUACACGUCUACUAGUUCCUAGAGGCGAGCUAGGCAUUUCAGAGUACGAUUUCAAGAUAUCCAACCAACGGCAAUACACCGACUCGGGCGCUUACCCGCUUCCCAUAUAUACGGCGGUCCGUCAUGAGAUUCCCGAGGUUGUUCAGUCACAAGAUCGCGCAAUGAACUUGAAGGACGAGAACUCGAAGGCGAUUGCUAGAGCGGAGUCAUGGUUCCAGUGGUUCGAAUGGACACCCUACGAGUUCUUUUGCGAGGAACUCGGAGCCGGAAUUCCGACUUGGGCGAUUGGUCGCAGAUUCGACGGAGGCUACAGCGUUUGGAGAGAAAACGGUCUUGCACUGCCUGAGCUCCGAGUUCCUAUGCUAAUGGGUAUUUGGGGAAGUGCGUUCUGUGCGACGCUGUCUCAUUACUACAAAGAAGUCCGACCUCUUGUCCGCAGUCUUGCUGGUUUCAGUGGCAUCGACCAAUUGAUUGCUGAGAAAGAUGAUGAUCUUACUAAAGUUCAUCCUUUCGAACCAGCGUCCAUACCGAACUUUGCUGCGAACAUGAAGAGCCUUCUGCCUCAGUCGUGUCCUGAAAGCGUUCACGAUGUAACAACGCUACAGCUCAUGGACGCUGGUAUGAGCAACAAUCUNCCUAUCUACCCACUCCUGAGACCUGGAAGAGACAUUGACGUAUUGAUCGCAUUCGACGCUUCUGCAGAUGUCAGAAAAGACAAUUGGAUCAAGGUCACCGACGGCUAUGUCAAACAACGAGGAAUCAAAGGGUGGCCCGUUGGUGCUGGGUGGCCUGGUGAGGAACUAAGCGAGGAGCAAACGCUGAAGGAACUCGAACAGGCGCAGGUUACGACGGAGAAAGAAGCGGCUGACAGAAUCGAGCGUGCACAACGUGCAGAAGCUUCUAAUGCUGUCAUGGCAGGUGACAAGGUCCCGGCCAAGCCCACCGAGUUGGGAUACUGCACUGUCUGGGUUGGUACAACCGAGGAGCGUGAGACUGACACAGAACCACCUCUGUCGAAGAAAGUCGAAGAGGAUUGGGAGCUCAUGCGGCCAGAUGCUGGUAUUGCUGUGAUUUACUUCCCAUUCCUCAAGAACGACAAGGUUCCAGGAGUCGAUCCACAGACGUCAGACUUCAUGAGCACGUGGAACUUCGUCUACACGACUGACGAGAUCGACAAAGUUGUGUCAUUGGCUCGAGCGAAUUUUGAGGAAGGAAAGGAACAGACCAGACGCACGAUCCGAGCAGUCUGGGAGAGAAAGAAGAAACAUCGUCUGGAGCGUGAGGCGGAAGAGAAGGAGAUUCGGAGGCAGAUAAGAAUGAGGAAGGCCAACAAAGUCCAGCAAUACGGCGAUCAUGGCGACCAAUUCAGCUAA